GCACUACGAAGAGAUCUGCUAGAAGCACCUUUUUUUUCUUUCUUUCUUUCUUCUCCCUCGGUGAAGAUCCCGUUCCCUCUUUUUCUCUCUCUCCGAGCGUCCUCCUAAUAAUAAGCGCUCCAAAGCGAUUCUUGUAAAUACCAGACGAGAGCAGAACAGUGCUGGGAGAGAAGCAGGACGGAUUUUAGAACUUGGGAGACUCUGCGUCGCUUUCGAGAAAACGAGUGCACCUGACCCCCUCGCUCAAGAUGAUGAUGUAUCUGUGGGGUAAUCAGGACGCCCCUGCCCCACCCGAGCCCAUGGCCCAGCCGUACCCCUCUGCCCAGUUCGCCCCCCCUCAGAACGGCCUGCCCACCGAGUACCCUACGUCUCACCCUCACCCCGCCCCCGAGUACCCGGGCACGAGCGCCGUACCUGAGCACACGCUGAACAUGUAUCCUGCAGCGCACACACACAGCGAGCCGAGCGCAGAGUCCAGCGCACACACCGUCUCCGGCACAGCCACGCAGACAGACGACGCAGCACAGACAGACAGCCAGCAACAGACGCAGUCCUCCGAAAGCACGGAAAACAAGACGCAGCCGAAGCGACUCCACGUCUCCAACAUUCCCUUCAGGUUCAGAGAUCCAGACCUCAGGCAAAUGUUCGGCCAAUUUGGUAAAAUCUUAGAUGUUGAGAUAAUUUUUAAUGAGAGGGGAUCUAAGGGUUUUGGUUUCGUAACUUUCGAAAGUAGUGCUGAUGCGGACAGGGCGAGGGAGAAAUUACACGGCACGGUGGUAGAAGGCCGUAAAAUAGAGGUGAACAAUGCAACAGCACGAGUAAUGACAAACAAAAAGACAGUCAACCCAUAUGCAAACGGCUGGAAGUUGAAUCCGGUGGUGGGUGCAGUCUACAGCCCAGAAUUCUAUGCAGUGCCAGGCUUCCCGUACCCAGCUGCAACGGCGGCUGCAGCCUACAGAGGGGCGCACUUAAGAGGGAGAGGACGCACAGUGUACAACACAUUUCGGGCAGCAGCUCCUCCACCACACAUCCCGGCAUACGGAGGCGUCGUUUACCAGGACGGAUUUUAUGGCGCAGAUAUCUAUGGCGGUUACGCUGCCUACCGAUACGCCCAGCCUGCCACAGCUGCCGCUGCCGCCUACAGUGACAGUUACGGACGAGUUUAUGCUGCCGACCCCUACAACCACGCACUUGCUCCAGCAGCCACAUACAGCGUUGGUGCCAUGAACGCUUUCGCACCGCUGACCGACGCCAAGACCAGGAGCCACGCGGACGACGUGGGUCUCGUUCUUUCUUCGCUGCAGGCUAGUAUAUACCGAGGCGGAUACAGCCGUUUCGCUCCAUACUAAAAAAAAAUUAAAUAAAAUAAAAUAAAAGGAAAUGUAAUACACACACCUAACUCAACUCAACUCAACUCAACUCAACUCAACUCGAAUUCUUCCCGAGGGUGGUACAGAGGGAAUCACUUUUUUUCCGAGGCCUGGGUAUUGCAAUACAAUGCAGUCGUGCAUCAUUUUUCAGCACCUCUUGCGGAGAAAAGAGAGAGGACAAAAAAAAGAGAAAAAAAAAGGAAACACACACGGAUAUUUUUCAUCUUAUACCUCAAGAUAUUUUGUGCUGUGUAUUUUAAUAUUGUGGGUUUUUAAUUUCUAAAAACAUAGAAUUGUUGGCUGUAGAGGUUUCUGUGGUGAUCUAGAGAGCUGCUAGAUUAAAAAAAAAACAACAACAAAAAAAGAAGAAGAUGUUUAAAGGAAAAUAAAAUUGUUAGGGCUUUAUUGUUUAUGUAAAUGAAUUAUGUAUGAUAAAUAUUUAGUCCCUUGGGGUGAUCAUAUUUUGUAAGUGACUACAGUAGUACUGGAUUUCUGCUUUUUGUUGUUCGGUUUUUCUUUGUUUUUUUUUGGUUUGAUUUUUGGUUUGUUUUCUCGGGGGGUUUUUUAUGGUGGAUUAACGGCCCAGACACCCACGGAAGCAGCAGCAGGACGGGGCAGGAAGGAGACCGGCCCCGCCCUGAGUGGCACGAAGACACAGUAUGGGAGGAGCGAAACCACUAGCGUUGAUUAUUUCCUCCGUCUGAUACCAGUCAUUACUCCAAACCAAAGUUUACUUUUAUUACCUUUUUUUUCUUAUGUGUUUAACAGAAGCAGCUCUUAGAGUAACUCCAAAACCAUGACAGUAUUUCAUAUUUAGUUUGUAGGUUUAGAUCCUGACUAGUAUAGAACGCCAACCACAAAUGUAAAAUACACAUAUAUA
Molecule: messenger RNA, 2250 nt
Organism: Clarias gariepinus (North African catfish)
Lineage: Eukaryota; Metazoa; Chordata; Actinopteri; Siluriformes; Clariidae
Gene: rbfox1
Product: RNA binding fox-1 homolog 1
Exons: 12
Coding region: 249-1349 (366 amino acids)
Biological process (GO): nervous system development; regulation of alternative mRNA splicing, via spliceosome
Cellular component (GO): nucleus; cytoplasm
Molecular function (GO): mRNA binding
Source: RefSeq, a predicted model, not a curated record